This is a messenger RNA of Aspergillus ibericus CBS 121593, 2029 nucleotides long. Its product is annotated as cellobiose dehydrogenase. The record is from RefSeq and is a predicted model, not a curated record. The transcript is spliced from 2 exons. Lineage: Eukaryota; Fungi; Ascomycota; Eurotiomycetes; Eurotiales; Aspergillaceae. Bases 369 to 2015 code for a protein of 548 amino acids. Gene Ontology annotation, molecular function: oxidoreductase activity, acting on CH-OH group of donors; flavin adenine dinucleotide binding.
AACGAUCGGCACAAGGGCACUCCCCUGAAACGAAAAUAUCUCUCAUCUACCUACUGGAUUCAGAUACUCACUGGGUAGAUGAGGGACUCGGGAUAGUGGGACUCCGAGCCGUUUUGCACAAAUCUGCUCAUACCGGAGGGAUUUGGCACGGAGCUAACAGACGAAAAGGAGACCCAGGCCUUGCUCUGACACGACUGGCUUCAUUUUCCACAUGGACUAGUAAUCCAUUGACUAAGAGGAACGGAAGAAGGUAAAAUAGGGCAUGCAAAAAAGCGUUUAUCCGGAAUGCUCGCGUGCCAUGUGAGGAUAUAAGAGACCUGUCUGCUCACGACGGCUCAAGUAUCUAUCAUCACCCAAGACACUUCACCAUGAGACCCUUCCUGCUCGCAGGCCUUCUUGCCACCGGCUCCGCUAUCGGGGCCACGGCCUCUAGACAUGCUCACGCUUCCGCACAGAGCGACGCCUACGACUACAUUAUCGUGGGUGGAGGACCGUCUGGUAUCAUCACCGCCGAAAGGCUGGUCGAGGCCAACAAGAAGGUUCUGUUGUUAGAGCGAGGCUAUGGUCCUACUGUGGCUACAGGGGCCAACGACACCCUUAGCUGGAACAAGACCCUGACCCCGAUUGACCUGCCCGGGCUGUCUGCCGAUAUUGGUGCUCUCCCUCAGUGGGAUGAGUACAUCUGUACCGAUACGGCUGGAUAUGCGGCCUGUGUGCUCGGUGGUGGUGUGACCGUCAACUACAUGGUCUUCGUGCACCCUCCGGAUCGCGACUUCAAUGACAAAUGGCCCAAGGGAUGGAAAUGGGACGACGUCAAGUCUGCUGCAGACAGGCUGUACGAGCGCAACCCCGGAACCAUCCUGCCCUCUGCUGAUGGCAAGCGCUACGACCAAGGUCUCUACACCGUGCUCUCCAACUUCUUCAGCAAGCUCGGCUGGAAGUCCGUCGAUAUGAUCACCCAGCCCAACGAGAAGCACGAGGUCUACAGCUACCCUGCCUGGAACAUCAAGGACCAGGUCCGUGCUGGACCUGUUCGCACCUACCUGCCCUUGGCCGAGAAGAGCGACAACUUCCAUCUCCGUCUCGGCACCAAGGUGCUUCGCCUUCUGCGGUCCGGUAGCCAGGUGACCGGCGUGGAGGUGGAGAACGCAUCCGGCGCUCGUGAGAACAUCACCAUUGCCAGCAACGGAAGAGUCGUCCUCUCCGCAGGUGCCCUCUCCACCCCCCGUAUCCUCUUCAACUCCGGCAUCGGACCCAGCUCCCAGAUUGAGAUCGCCGAGGAGAGCGGCGUCACAGUUCCCCCCAAGAAGGAGUGGAUCAACCUUCCCGUCGGUAUUGGCGCCAAAGACCACCCGAUCUUCUCCAUCAUCGUGAAGACCAACGGCACCUACGGCCUGCCCGACUACGACGCCAUCGUGAACGGCUCCGACACCACCGACAUCAGCCUCUACGCCAAGGGCAGCGGUCUCCUCACCGAAGGAAAGCACCGCAUGAUCUUCUUCACCUCGAACGACAUUGACGGCCAGACGCGCUACUACCAAGGCUCCUGUGCCCCCACCGGCACCGAUGAGGUCACUAUCACCGCUUACAUGACCCACGGUCUCACCUCCUCCGGGGUGCUGGGACUGUCCACCGACGGAAGCACCGUCUGGGACGAGAAGCCCUACCUGACCACCGCCGGUGAUCGCGCCGCCGCCACCGCUUUCAUCGAGCAGAUGAUCACCGACCUGACCGACUCCACCGGGUUCACCCUGCAGACCUACACCAACGUCACCCAGAUCCUCGGCAGCGUCAGCCCCGGUAUGCACUACACCACCACGGCUAAGUUGGGCACCGACGAUGGCCGUUACGGCAACGGUACCUCGGUCGUCGACACCAACACCAAGGUCUACGGAACGGACAACCUGUUCAUCGUCGAUGGCAGUAUCCACCCUGACCUUCCCACCGGUAACAUCCAGGCCACUAUCAUGGUUGUGGCUGAGGCGGCUGUUGCUAGAAUCCUUGCUCUGGAGUAAUUUCUCAAUCGGCA